GACAAUCCAAAAAAUGUUCAAUUUCCUCUCAAACCACAGAUCGAAUCCGGAAAAUAUCUGUUGGUUUAUAGGGAUGCCGGUUUUUGUUGAAUAGGAGUAACUAUCCUGUCAGCUGCCUGGGUUGUUUCGAUUGACAACUCGAUUUUGCAGUGUAUGUCAAUUUGAGCAACCCAGGGAGGUGAGAGAAUGGUUAUUUAUCUUGCUGUGCUCGUUCCAUCUCCGGAAAUUGGUUCAUAGGUAAGUACUAAAGAGCCAUGGAUCCUGACAAACGUCAGUAUGAUGAGUUUGGGAACUAUAUAGAGGUUGUCAGUAUGAUGAGUUUGGGAACUAUAUAGGUUUUGAAAAAGAAUCUGAUGAUAAUGAUAGGGAGGAAGAAAAUGAAGAGGAGCAAUUACCCAUACGUGAUUUUUUGGGUAAGCGACUUAAGGCAUGGAAAACGGUUGAAGAUUUGACACGGUUGAUGUCAGACCCAACAUUGGUGCGCAGUGUUGCUGUACUGGGGCAUGUUGGUCACGGAAAGACCACAUUUAUUGAUAUGCUACUAAAUGGAGCGUCCACCCACCAUAUAUUUAAGCCUAAGGAUCUUAAAGACUAUGGGCAGUGUUCAGUUACUCGAUACUCAAGAAUAUUUGGUUUUAGGUCUAGAGCUAGACCUGCAUCAAUUUAUAUGGUAGACAGCAAUGAGCAGGCUUACCUGUUCAACAUGAUGGACACUUCAGGUCAUAUGGACUUUUUGGAUGAAAUGACAGUUGCAGUCAGACUUUCAGAUGGUGUAGUUGUGAUUGUUGAUGCUGUUGAAGGAGUCAGAGUAAACACGGAAAUGGCACUUAAGAAUGCGAUUCAAGAAGGCAUUCCCAUUGUACUCGUCAUCAACAAGGUUGACAUAUUACUAACUGAGCUUAGAUUGCCUUUGGAGGAGGUUUACGAUAUAUUAGAGCACAUUAUUGAAUCUGUCAACAAUCAAAUUGCAGCUGCAUCAUCCAAUUCUGUGAAUACAACUUUAAUUGAUCCGACUCGAGGAAAUGUCUGUUUUGCAAGUGCAACAUCAAAAUUUUUAUUCACAUUGCAGUCAUUUGCCAAACUGCAUCUAAAGAAAGAAGUUGCAUUUGAUGCCGACGCGUUUGCUUUGCGGAUUUGGGGGGACUUCUACUUUGAUCAUGACACAAGCAGCUUCAAUGAGAAACCACAUGCAGAUGGGGCCAAACGUUCUUUUGUGGAGUUCUUUCUUGAGCCUCUUAAAGAAAUGUGUAGAGGAGACUAUGAGCCUGAUGUUAUUGAGGCUGCCACUGUGUUUACUGACAUGUUGGCUCAUCACAUUCCCUCUGCUAAAGCUGCUGCAGCUAGGAAAGUGGAGCACAUAUACACAGGUCCAAAGGAUUCGACAGUUUAUAAAGCAAUGGAAGAUUGUGAUUCUACUGGCCCUUUUAUGGUUAAUGUAACCAAGCUGUAUCAUCAUUUAGAUGGUGAUUUUUAUGCUUUUGGUAGGGUCUACAGCGGGGAAAUUAUGAGAGGGCAGACAGUACGUGUUCUGGGAGAGGGCUAUUCAUCUGAUGAUAAAGAAGAUAUGUCUGUAGAAAGAGUCUCAAAAUUGUGGGUUUAUCAAGCCUGUUGCCGGAUAUCCAUAAGUAAGGCUCCUCCAGGUGCUUGGGUAAUGAUCAAAGGAGUAGGUGCUUCAAUCAUGAAGACUGCAACUCUGUGUAAUUUGAAGAAUGCGUAUAUAUUCCGGCCUCUUCAGUUCAAUACUCUUCCUGUACUGAAAAGAACAGUUAUGCCCGUGGAUCAUGUGCACUUGCCUGCAGUCACCAAGAGUUUUCCUCUUGCAAUUGCAAAGGUUGGAGGAACUGGUGAAUGCUCUAUAUCAGGCACUGGUGAAUUGUACCUAGAUUGCAUAGUGAAGGAGCUCAUGGAGUAUUGCACCAAUGAGGCGGUGAAACUCAAGGUGGCUGAUCCAGUUGUCACGUUCUCCGAAACUGUAGUGGAGUCUUCUUCAGUGAGAUCCAUUGCUGAAACACCAAAUAAAAGAAACAGAAUCACGAUGAUUGCUGAACCACUUGAUAGAGUAAUUGUUGAGGACAUUGAAAACAAGGUGGUAAGGAUUGACUGGCCUCCAGAGAAACUUGGUAAGUUUUUCGAAACCAAAUAUGGCUGGGAUCUGCUUGCUGCGCAGUCUAUUUGGGCAUUUGGACCUGAUAAGCAGGGACCUAACAUAUUAUUGGAUGAUACACUCUCAGCUGAAGUGGACAGGAGCUUGCUAUAUGCUGUAAAAGACUCUAUUGUUCAGGGGUUUCAAUGGGGAGCUCAGGAAGGACCCCUCGGUCGUGAGCCCAUUAGAAAUGUUAUAUUCAAAUUAGUUGAUGCAAAGAUUGCACCGGAGCCAUUGGAUCGUGAAAUGGGUCAGAUUGUUCAAACCGCACGAGCUGCAGCCUUCUCUGCCUUCCUUGAAGCAACACCCAAGCUCAUGGAACCUGUGUUUUAUGUUGAGGUAUAACGUGUCUAUCUUUUUUUUUUUUACGGAAAAGGACCAAAAAUGCCCCUAUCGUUUGCAAAAUUGAACCAAUUUGCCCCUUGUUAAAAGGUUGGUCAGUCUAUGUCUCUAAAGUUACUUUUUUUGCAAAUUCGUGCCCUUAUAUUUUAACGGACGCUAACAGAAUUUAAUUAGCGCUUAAUAUCUAAUUAAUUAGGCCCUAAAUAAAAAAAAUAGGACCAAAUA
Lycium ferocissimum is the source of this 2710-nucleotide messenger RNA. RefSeq names its product 110 kDa U5 small nuclear ribonucleoprotein component CLO-like. Gene Ontology annotation, biological process: mRNA splicing, via spliceosome. The record is from RefSeq and is a predicted model, not a curated record. The transcript is spliced from 6 exons. Lineage: Eukaryota; Viridiplantae; Streptophyta; Magnoliopsida; Solanales; Solanaceae. Bases 461 to 2488 code for a protein of 675 amino acids. Gene Ontology annotation, molecular function: GTPase activity; translation elongation factor activity; GTP binding. Gene Ontology annotation, cellular component: U4/U6 x U5 tri-snRNP complex; U2-type catalytic step 2 spliceosome; cytosol.